AUUUCAUUGUCUUGCCCAUCCGGAUGUUGAACUCCGCAGGCUAUUAAAGCAAAACGCACUGUACUUCCCACCCAAAGCAAAUUCCUUCGCACGCCGACCCGCGGCGCCUCCAUCUUCUGUGCAUUCCAUCUUGAAGAGCGAGAGGAUCACCUUCUUUUCAUCGGAAUAUAAACACACUUUAUAUUUUGGAAAAACACUGUAUAGGUUUUGUGGAAGAAUAUUAUGCAGGGAAACAAGAUGUUGGAAGAAGCAGUGAAGCAGGUGGCGAACCGAGUCCGCGGCGCGCUCUGGGGAAUGUACAUGGGCGACGCCCUGGCCAUGCCGGUGCACUGGUACUACGACCGGAACCGGCUGCGGCGGGAUUUCGGGCAGAUCACCAAGUACGAAAAAUCGGUCCCCGAGUUCCCCGGCAGCAUCAUGAACCUUUCGAACACGGGCGGCGGCGGGCGCGGCAGCGACCAGGGGAGCAUCAUCGGGGACGUGAUUCUCCACGGCAAAAAGAAGUACUGGACGCGGGGCGGAAGCUACCACUACCACCACGGCAUGGAGGCGGGGGACAACACGCUGGACACCAUCCUCGCGCGACUACUCGUGAAAACCAUGGCGGACAACAAAGAGCUGAUCACGCAGGAGUAUCCUGUGCAAAAGUAUCGUGCUCGUAGUAAUUGCAUUUAUGCAAUACAAAUCGCUUUCUCAAGGCAAAUCAGCAUUACAAUUUGCAGUGCUGGGCUAUUUUGUAAUGCAUUUAUGCGAGUGCGAUACUUUUGCAAUCCAUAAGGAGCAGCGCCCAACCAAACUGGUCGACGCCUACCUGGAGCUGUACGUAAAGUUUAUGACCACCCCGGACUCUAUGGAAGCGUCAGGUUUGAAAUCGACAAAGUUGAAAUGACUUGUCAUGCACAAAAUGCAAGGCAUGAAGUGCCAGUCUUGCCGGGACGGCAAGUGAGGCCGCCUGUCAGCCUGUUUAGGGUUUGAAAUAGAGCUGCUAAAGUAGCAUGACAAAAGCAGUCGCCUGUGACCAAACAGCAUGACAAAUUCGAUUAUGGUUCUCGGGAAAUCUGUCAUGCACCGCUUAGAAAUUGGGCUUUCAACUGGUAUCGAUUUUAUGCAUUACAAGUUACUUAUUUCAACUUUGACGAUUUCAGUCCUGACGCUUCCAUAGACUCGCACAAAGACGUCUACGCCGCCACGGCGCACCGCAUGUUCUUCGCAAACUGGAUAUUGAGAGGAAAAAUCCCCCCUCCCCAUAUCAAAACGGAAAUCUGUGAUGCAGAUUUGUUGUCACAAAUCAGCUUUGUCAUGCUACACGGGAAAAGAUGCGGACUGUAGUGCUGGGUGGCGUGGGGGAGCCUUGCGUCUUCAGCAUGAUAGGAGGCAGCUGAGAGUGGGAAACAGCAUGACAAAUUGCCUGCAAACGAGACCACGACUGCGGCUCUUGGCCUUCUAGCAUGACAAGUCGAUUUGGUGCCUCAAAUCCUGCAUCACAGAUUUCCAUUUCGAUAUGGGGAGGGGGGAUUUUUCCGUUUGAUACUGGAUAAAAAAGCUCCCGCUGCGGGAAUGCGCCGACAACGACGGACACAACACCGACUCCAUCGACGGUACUUUGUUUUGAAAUCUUCACAUAUGAAAGAAAAUAUGACGCCGGGCACCUUCUUUCUGAGACAGGCACCAUGGGCGCUACUUGAGCCACGCACUACUUAAGAUAUGGCACUACUUAAUCCACGCACUACUUAAGCCACGCACUACUUAAGCCACGCACUACUUAAGCCACGCACUACUUAAGCCACGCACUACUUAACACGGCACUGCUUAAAGAGAUAGGCGCGUCACGCACUGCUCAAGACCGGCACUACUUAAGACCCGCACAGUACUUAAUACCGGCACUUCUACAAUUGAAGACCCGCACUAGUUAAUCCAGCGUGUUGCACGACACUAGCGAAGCGCUGAAGCGAUGACUUUCUCGCACCCGCGCCAGACAAGUAGACCUUGACACUAUAUGCUUUUCAACAAUUUAAGGUAUGAUCAAUGUGAUCCCGUUUACGCUGGUUCGCGUGCUCGCCAAACCGGACGCAGACCGCAAUCUGUGGAUCACGGACAUUAUCAACGCGUUGCGCAAUUCGGACGAGCUGCCCCAGUGGGGGCGGCUGUACGACGAGGUGCUCGGUCGCGUGCUGCUCGGCGAGAAACUGCGCCCGGCGAUCGAGAAGGUUGCGGCCAUGAUCAGCCCCCAGCUGCCGCGCAUGCUGCAGAAGAGCGUGGGCACCGCCGCGGACGCGGAUCCCAUGACCGCGUGCUACAUCCACUCUUCCUUCCCGGCCAUGCUGGUAUUCGCCUACAAGUACGCAGACAACCCCAAGGCCGCGCUGCUCGCCAGCGCGAACGCCGGCGGGGAAAACGUGAACCGCAGUGCUAUCCUGGGCGCGCUGAUGGGCGCGGCGCACGGGCCCGACUUUGAUUUGUCAUUGAAGCAGGGGUUGGUACACGCAAAGGAAUACGAAACGGAGAUCGAGCAGUUUGUGUCCACGUUCAGCCGCGGGGGCCCGGCGGCGAAGACCGCCCAGGCAAGGUCGGAACUGUAGUGAGUCGAAGGCGGCGGGUGAAGAGAGGGCCGGUUUUUUUUUCGCUAGCGAUGAAAGAUGUUUGUUUAUUGGGUAAUUGUGUGCAGAAGGCUGAAAGUCGACAUUUUCAAAAAAGCACUUUUAUACGGUGUAAGUCUGUAGAGGCGGCCUACCUUCGAAAUUAUCGCGCCACCUGCUUACGCUGUGGCGCUGAAAGACAUGACGCGGAGGUGAGGUAGUUUCACUUAGAAUGUCGCCAGAGCAGAAGCGGCAUGCACAUAGUUAACUACGUUAUUGUGAGUGUACAACUUCUUGUGAUUUUGAUGCGGACGAACUCGGCCCUUCGUCUGACGAAUGGUUGAGCGAGUGCAGAAGAUUUUCGGACAUUCAUACGGACACAAAGUGUACAAUUGGACAUUUGUGCAGGCGCUCUCUGGCAAUGAAAAAAAACUUUUAAAGCCGAAGUACUUAU
Messenger RNA from Amoebophrya sp. A120, 3030 nucleotides. The record is from the annotation of a GenBank genome assembly. NCBI's taxonomy places the organism in Eukaryota, Dinophyceae, Syndiniales, Amoebophryaceae.